This is a messenger RNA of Microthlaspi erraticum, 702 nucleotides long. The record is from the annotation of a GenBank genome assembly. NCBI's taxonomy places the organism in Eukaryota, Viridiplantae, Streptophyta, Magnoliopsida, Brassicales, Brassicaceae.
AUGGAUCAUCAAGAUGGAUACGGUGUGGAAGUUACAGGGUUAUCUCCAGCUGUUUCUGAGAAAGAUCUCAUCGAAUUCUUCUCCUUCUCUGGUGCAAUCCAACAUAUUGAUAUUGUCAGGUCGGGUGAGCAAGCUUGCUCUGCGUAUGUGAUGUUCAAGGAUUCUUAUUCUCAGGAAACUGCUGUUUUACUCAGUGGCGCAACGAUAUUGGAGCAACGCGUUUGCAUAACUCGUUGGGGACAGCAUCAUGAGGAGUUUAACUUCUGGGACGGGACUUCACGAAGUUUUGAAGAUGAAACAAACUCACAUACUCCUCCUCAGAGAGGCGACUUCAACGCCGGAGAAGCAGUGACAAAAGCUCAACAAGUGGUGAAAACAAUGCUAGCCACCGGGUUCGUGCUAGGCAAAGACGCUUUAACCAAAGCUAAAGCCUUUGACGAAUCCCACGGAGUAUCAGCUGCAGCGGUGGCCAGAGCAUCUCAACUAGAGCAGAGGUUUGGUCUCACUGACAAAAUCUUCGCCGGAGUCGAAGUUGUCAGGUUAACCGACCAAAAGUACCAUGUCUCAGACAAAGCCAAAGCAGCUGCAACCAGUGUUGUCAACAGCAGUUACUUCUCCAACGGAGCUCUUUGGCUGUCCGGUGCGUUAGAACGGGCGGCUAAGGCCGCGUCUGAUCUUGGUAACCGCGGCUCGACGCAGUGA